This is a messenger RNA of Polychytrium aggregatum, 2373 nucleotides long. Its product is annotated as AP-2 complex subunit beta-like protein. Gene Ontology annotation, biological process: intracellular protein transport; vesicle-mediated transport. Gene Ontology annotation, cellular component: membrane coat. Bases 122 to 1963 code for a protein of 613 amino acids. Gene Ontology annotation, molecular function: clathrin binding. The record is from RefSeq and is a predicted model, not a curated record. NCBI's taxonomy places the organism in Eukaryota, Fungi, Chytridiomycota, Chytridiomycetes, Polychytriales. The transcript has 11 exons.
AGCGCACUCGCCUCCCCCCACAUACAGCAGGCCAGGAGAGCAAUCGAGGCCGACAGCGCAACGGUACCAACCGAUACUUAUCCAGCAAACCACUCGCCAGGGCGUUUGAGAAUCGCGGGCCAUGUCAGACGCAAAGUAUUUCCAGAGAGGGAAGAUCCAGGAGCUCCGGGCGGAGCUCGUUUCCGACAAAAAAGACUCCAAGUUCCAGAAAAAGAAGAUCGCCAUGAAGAAGAUCGUUGCCAACAUGACCAUGGGCAACGAUAUGUCGGCUCUCUAUCCCGACGUGGUGGCUUCGAUGAACUGCCCGCUCCUCGAGGUCAAGAAGAUGGUUUAUCUCUAUCUGAUGAACUACAGUCGCUCCAGACCCGAGAUGGUCGACAUGGCCAUCAGCGGCUUCAUCAAGGAUGUCUCCGACAGCAAUCCUCUGAUCCGAGGCAUGGCCAUCCGAACCAUGGGAUACAUCCAAGUCGACAAGAUGGUCGACUGUCUCUGCGGUCCCCUGCGUCACUCCAUCAACGAUCGCGAUCCGUACGUCGCAAAGACCUCGGCUAUGGCUGUGGCCAAGCUGUUCUUGUAUGACCGCAAUCUCACCGAGAACGAGGGCUUCCUGGAGCAGCUUCGGGCCCUGCUGAACCACGACAACUCUACGGUCGUCGCCAACGCCGUUGCGGCUCUGAGCGAGAUCUCUCAGAGGUCCUCCAGCUUCGAGCUCAACUUUGACGUCCCCUUGGCCAACAAGCUCCUGACGGCAAUCAACGAGUGCUCAGAGUGGGGCCAGGCGUAUAUUCUUGAGGGCAUCAUGUACGUCGUGCCCCAGGAGCCCGGUGACGCCGAGUUAUUGGCCGAGCGUGUUGUGCCUCGUCUUCAGCACUCCAAUUCAGCUGUUGUCCUCACCGCCGUUCGUGUGAUUAUCUAUCUGAUGAACUACAUCGCCAAGGACGACGUCGUCGACCAGCUCUACAAGAAGCUCGGCCCGCCUCUUGUCACCUUGCUCCACAACGGGCCCGAGGUCCAAUACGUCGCGCUCCGCAACAUGGUGCUGAUCAUGCAAAGGCGCCCGGACUUUCUCAAGAACGAGAUGAAGGUCUUUUUCUGCAAGUACAACGACCCGAUCUACGUCAAGUUGGUCAAGCUCGACAUCAUGUUCCGACUCUCCAACGACAGCAACAUCGAUCAAGUCCUGCCUGAGCUGAAAGAAUACUCCACUGAGGUUGACGUCGACUUUGUGCGAAAGUCUGUCCGCUGCAUCGGCCGGUGUGCCAUCAAGAUCGAGAUUUCAGCGAACAAGUGCAUCGCCGCCUUGGUGGAUUUGAUCCAGACCAAGGUCAACUAUGUCGUGCAGGAAGCCGUGAUCGUAAUCAAGGAUAUUUUCCGCAAGUACCCCAACCGCUACGAGUCCAUCAUCAGCACCUUGUGCGACAACCUGGACAGCCUCGACGAGCCCGAGGCAAAGGCAUCGAUGAUCUGGAUCAUUGGCCAGUACUCGGAUCGCAUCGAGAACUCGGACGAGCUGCUCACGCACUUCCUCGGCAGCUUCAAGGACGAGCCGGCCGAAGUGCAGUUGGCGCUACUCACGGCCACGGUCAAGUUGUUUAUCAUGAGACCGACGGCCGGUCAGGAGCUGAUCCAGAAGGUUCUCAAGUGGGCCACCGAGGAUGUGGACAACCCGGAUCUGCGCGACCGCGGAUUCAUCUAUUGGCGACUGCUCUCGACUGACCCUGUUGCUGCCAAGGCGAUCGUCUUGUCCGAGAAGCCAGGCAUCUCCACCGAAACCGAAAACAUGGAGGCCGCCAUCGUCGACGAGCUCCAUCUACACAUCUCCACGCUGGCCUCGAUCUACCACAAGCCGCCCCAGCUCUUCACGGCCGGGUUCCGGGUCCUCAAGCGCCCAGGCCGCCCAGAACAUCUACGGCAACGGCUUCAUGAACAACCCGUACGUCAACGACAUUGGCCUCUCUGCUGAGCCUCAGAUCGGCAUGCCCGGAAACAACUUGCUCGAGAUCGACACCGAAGAUGCCGCGGCGUCGGACGCACACGCCUUCGGCAUGGUGGCAGAUGGUGGCUAUGGACAGUACGUCAAUCCCUAUGGCAGCCAUGCUGGCGGGACCCCCCUGGGCGGCGAUUUUGGUGGACUCCUCAGUGGCGGCGCCGCCGAUCUGGCCUCGCUCCAGCCCAAUCCGUUCCAGGGAGGACCUGGUGGCCUCUACAACGUUGGCACCGGCGUAUCGACGCCUUACGACAGCCUCGCCUCUGGCCUGGGCGCCGGUCCCGCAGGAGGGGCGUUGGCACUGGGCACGCAUCUUACCGGCCAACUCGGCGCCGGGGCAGCCGGAGCGAGCGUUCCAAACGUUACCUCGUCGAUCCCCGCUGCGC